Molecule: messenger RNA, 1149 nt
Organism: Fusarium musae
Lineage: Eukaryota; Fungi; Ascomycota; Sordariomycetes; Hypocreales; Nectriaceae
Exons: 1
Coding region: 1-1149 (382 amino acids)
Biological process (GO): regulation of transcription by RNA polymerase II
Molecular function (GO): DNA-binding transcription factor activity, RNA polymerase II-specific; RNA polymerase II cis-regulatory region sequence-specific DNA binding; protein dimerization activity
Source: RefSeq, a predicted model, not a curated record
AUGCCCUCCUUCGGGGAGGGGCUUAAUUUCAGCGAUACUUGGCUAGAACUUCCUCCACAUUUCAUGGGAUCUAGUACUUCAUUCGGUCAACAGCCAGGAUCUUCACUUGGUGAGCCGGCCCAAGGACUCUCCCAUAGUCUGAACGAGUUCCAUGGCAUGGCACCGUUGGGCUCCCAUAUAAUGCCCCCACCACCUCCUCCUCCUUCCCAUUUACAACAUCAGACUGAGCAUCGACACACUCCCGAUGAUGUUCUGAACGCGGCGGCCACUCUGCUUCAAAACGGCGCAAAUCAGCGCCAGAAUUCCAACGGAAUUGAUACUUCGGUACAGAGGCACCCAAUAGGACCUCCAGUAGGCCACCUACGACACCAACCUAUAGAAGAAUUCCAGGAAGACCAUCGACGUAGCGUUGCAGCAAGCGAGCAAGAACAUUACCCGGACUGGAUGAUGGGAUCCCAUGACAAGCGCCAGCAUCGAGCACCGCCUACCGAAUAUCAGUGGGGUUCUGAUGCCAACUUCAACCGCAUUCAAGGCUAUACUCCCAACUCGGAGAAAGAAACCGCCGAGUCCUUGACGAAGGAACAACUCAAAGUUCUUGAAUGUUUUGAGCCUAGUAAGAGCGCCGAUAACACGCGACCCAGCAGCCCACUUCAUACCAAGGGGCCGCUCCCUCAUAGCAGAUUGACUGAGCUCACGAAAGUGCAAGAAGCUGAUACGCCCCCCCGUAAAAGGCGGAAGAGCAGAAAUAACAAGGAUACUCCAGAUGAAGAGGCGCAAGAAGAGACAGUCACGCCGAAGCCUGUGCGGAGGCGGAAACCUAAAAUGGAACGUGCAGGUUCCAUCACUUCGGCUGUGGCAGAUGACGUUGCUGGGGGCAAACGUCGCAAGUCCGCAGCAAACAAUAGCAAAGUGUCGAGAGAGAAUCUUUCAGAAGAACAGAAGCGCGAGAACCACAUAAAGAGUGAACAAAAACGGCGCACUCUGAUUAAAGAAGGGUUUGACGACUUGUGUGAUCUUGUUCCUGGCCUUCGCGGAGGCGGUUUCAGUAAGAGUACUAUGCUCGCGAUGGCAGCGGAAUGGCUGGAGGAUCUACUGAAAGGGAACGAGGCACUGGCUGCUCAACUUGCUGCGCUAGAAGGGCGCAUCUGA